AUGAUGCAUAUCGAUGGGGUCCCGAGUGGCAUGGACGAAUUCGUUGAUUCCGUCUUUCUGUGGCUACGAUGUGCAUUGAGUAUUGUAUUUGUGUGCAACUUACUCGAAGCACUGAUCACCUACUUCUUGUGCGUUCAUCGACGACAAACGGUACCCACGACUGGCACCGCUUCUAUACCCGCGACGGAAGUGGGCAAGGCACUUGCACGGCGUGUUUCGCAGGCCUCGAUUCGUGGCAUUGAUUCGUCUGAGCCGGAGAAAGCGGCGUUGUCCGCCGCCCGUGCGAGUGUCACACCGACACCGUCGACAACAUCGGCAUCAACCUUUCAGAUGAGCCCUGUAACGCCUGUUCCAGGGGCAAGUGUACUCCGUCGCUCCGUAUCUCCCGUUGCCCGAUCCAGUCCAGAUGCCGUAAGGACAUCGUCGCCCUUCCGUAUGAGUACCAUGGGGUUGGGGCGGCCAACGUCGACGCCGUUCCUGAACCGCUCCGUCACACCAUCUCGCCCACGACUUCCCAGCAGUCCAUAUACUCCACGGACGGCUGGACGGCCGUCACUCUCGCCCAAUGCUAGUAUAACACGCCAUUGGUCUCCCACUUCAGUCCGAUCAGAGCACGACGAUGCACGAGAGGUUGAACGUGCCCUACAAGGACUAGACAGGGUGCCGUAA
Messenger RNA from Malassezia globosa CBS 7966, 669 nucleotides. RefSeq lists its product as uncharacterized. Lineage: Eukaryota; Fungi; Basidiomycota; Malasseziomycetes; Malasseziales; Malasseziaceae. The transcript is spliced from 2 exons. The coding region runs from base 1 to 669 and encodes 222 amino acids. The record is from RefSeq and is a predicted model, not a curated record.